Molecule: messenger RNA, 1830 nt
Organism: Tuber melanosporum (Perigord truffle)
Lineage: Eukaryota; Fungi; Ascomycota; Pezizomycetes; Pezizales; Tuberaceae
Exons: 1
Coding region: 72-1730 (552 amino acids)
Molecular function (GO): iron ion binding; heme binding; monooxygenase activity
Source: RefSeq, a predicted model, not a curated record
AUCCGUCUAUUACCAUUACCACCGUUGACCGCGGGUGCCCCUCCUGUUUCCCUCCCACUCACAAUCUGACCAUGUCCACAACCAAUAUCCUGGCGGGUUGCGCCGCGUCCACCAUACUCCUCUCCCGUCACACCCAGUUCGGCGCGAUCACCACUUUCAUACUGCUAACCUCCCUAGUCUUAACCUGCAAGCUCCUAUACCGCGUCAUCCUCUGGCCCAAGCUCCUCUCGCCAACCCGACACCUACCGGGGCCUUCCAGCCCCAGCUUCCUGAUGGGAAACUUUGCCAUAAUCCAAAAAAUGCAAUCGGGGGGGCCGCACGCCAUCUGGUUGCGCACCAUCCCGAAUAGCGGACUGCUACGGUACCUGGGCAUUUUCAACACUGAGCGCGUGUUCCCCACAACGCCGGAGGUGCUGAAGGAAGUGCUGCACACCAAGAGCUAUACCUUCAUCAAGCCGACGCUGCUGACGAACGACAUUGGCCGCAUUCUCGGGAAGAGGGGACUGCUUUUCGCGGAGGGUGAGGAGCACAAGGUACAGAGAAAGCUGCUGUUGCCGGCCUUCUCGCACGCGCAUAUCAAGGGGCUGGUGCCCGGGUUUUGGUCCAAGGGGGUGGAAAUGACGGAGAAAGUGGCCGAGGUGGUGCGCGCUUCCCAGAGCGCUGGCGGGGGGGAGCAGGGGGUGGUGGUGGAGAUGGGGAAAUGGUGCUCAUUGGUGACGCUGGAUAUAAUCGGCUCUUCCGGCUUUGGUUAUGAAUUCCGCGCGCUGGAGAGCGCUUCCGUGAGCGGUAGCCCGGAAGAAAAGUCCGGCUCCGAGUUGGCUGACGCAUACAAUACAAUCUUCAACAUGGGCAGUCCAUCCCGAAUUGUGGCGAUCCUAUCCUUGAUAUUUCCUGCUUUCCUCGUGCAGUCCCUCCCGCUGAAGCGAACCCGCGACGUCGCGCACGCAGCGUCCACAAUAAGACGUGUAACCGCACAGAUCAUCGCGGCCAAAAAAUCCGCCCUGGCCACCUCCCAGGAAGAUGCCGAAUCCAAAGACAUCCUCUCCGUAAUGCUAAAAUCGAACGCCUACACGGGCUCGGACGGGGAGUCCAGCAUGCGUGACCAGAUGAUGACCUUCCUAGCCGCCGGGCACGAAACGACCGCUACGUCAAUGAUCUGGGCCAUACACACCUUAUCCCUGCCGGAGAACAGGCACAUCCAAUCCCGCCUCCGCGCUGAGAUCCACGCCGCGUUCCCCUCCGGCGCGCCGGCGACCAUCACAUACGACCAGCUCUCAAGCCUGAAGUACCUCUCCCACAUUACGUCCGAGGUGCUCCGCUUGUACCCCCCUGUCGGCGUGACGCUGCGCGUAGCAGCCGAGGAUACGAGUCUGAAUGGGGUGUUCGUGCCGAAGGGUACGUCCAUCGUGAUCUCCCCGUUCGCGAUGAACAGAAGCGCGGCGCUGUGGGGCGCCGACGCGGAGGAGUUCAGGCCCGAGCGGUGGGCUUGCGGGGAGGAUGGGACGGCCACCGUUGAGAGCAAUUAUGGGUUCCUCACGUUCCUGGCUGGGCCUAGGGGGUGCAUUGGGAAUGUGUUUGCCAAGGUGGAGUUUAAGUGUCUGCUUGCGGCCGCGAUUGGCAAGUUCGAGUUUGAGCAGGAUGGGAAGAGGGAAUUGGUUGUUAAGGGGAGCAUCACGGCGAAGCCCCGGGGGGGCAUGCCUGUUACGGUUAGGGAGGUGGUUUGGGGGUGAAUUUUUGGGAUAUUUUGUGAAUAUUGUUUAUUAUCGAGGGGCGAAGGAAGGAUGGAAGGAUAGAAUCAUAUGCGGUCACUCGACUGUUUCUGCGCCAUCA